Ambispora leptoticha is the source of this 504-nucleotide messenger RNA. Lineage: Eukaryota; Fungi; Glomeromycota; Glomeromycetes; Archaeosporales; Ambisporaceae. The record is from the annotation of a GenBank genome assembly.
AUGGCAACUCAUGAAAAACACGAUCCUUCAAUGAUCCCCAAAUCAUCACUAGACCAAUACCAACCAUCAAGAAAAUUCGUAAGCGGAGUACGCUACUUUGAAAUAAUCUGCGGAAUAAUAGCAGUUAUUACGCUAGGCACCACCGCAGGCGGCCACAAACAGCUUUACGACAAUAUUCCAAACUGGGUCAUCUAUGGACUAGUGGUCUCUUGCACGGGCACAGUAAUUUCAACGAUUUCUAUCAUCGAUACGAACCUAAAAUACGCAUUGCUGGAAGGGUUAACGUCGUUCAUUUGGUCAUGUGCGUAUUUGGUUUACGUGGUGUUUGGGGCGAUUAAUACGCCCGCUGAUCAGGAUUGUAGUAAUUUUCAUGGUUGGGAAAGGACAACCUGUAGUAGUCCCAAAGCGGCAGAAUUCUUUGCAUUUAUUGCCGUUUUUGCUUAUGGCUUUUCGGCAGCUACGGCAUAUAGGGUUUGGUUUGCUCGUAGAAAUUCUAAUAAUUAA